AUGUCGUCCACAGCCCCGAGGGUAAGGCCACGGCCUGCCCACACCUCCGGCACAACGCGCUGCGCCUACACCCCCAACGGCUCCCGCCUCGUGACCGUUGGCUCCAACAACACCAUUCGAUUGUACAAGACGGGCUUUGACGGCGAACCCAUCAACAUCGACGAGUGCCAGGAACAGAACGUCACAGUGGCUGCUGCCGAUGACUUCUUUGUCGUCGGUUCUGAAGACGGCACCGUCAGCGUCUACUCCUCGAUCACUGAGACCUUUGAUCGGUUCAUCACCCGCACCUCGCUGCCCAUACGCGACAUCGCCCUCUCUCCCGACCUCAAGUGGUGCGCUGUUGCCAGUGACGAGUUGACGGUCAAGAUUGUCGGCACCUUUGACCACUCGUACAUUCGCACGCUGAAGGACCAUGGAAGACCUGCGAAACACGUUGCCUUUGAUCCCAAGGGCGGGCUGCUCGCCGUGUCCUGCACAGAUGGCAUCGUUUACGUCUACUCACUCACGGCAGACCAGCCGGAGCUGAUACACAAGGUGGAUGGCAUUAUUGGGUCGCUGGAGACCGACUCGGAUCUCUCUUCAGAGGCUGUGUGGCAUCCCGACGGACGGGCCCUGGCACUGCCGACACCCACCCACGAUAUUCAGGUCGUUUCGAAGAACGACUGGGAAAAGCAGCGCGCCUUUUCCAAUGGUCAUCUCGGAGACAUCACUGCCCUGGCCUGGUCGCCCAACGGCGCCUUGCUAGCGACGGCCGCCAAGGACGGCAAGGUCCUCAUUUGGGAGACGAAGACGCAGAGCGUCAUUCAAAAGUUCGACUACAACAAUGUCAUUGAUCUCUCCUGGCAUCCCACCGACAACCUGCUGUCCUUCUCCACGUCGGAAGGCGAAAUCUACAUCUACCCUGACCUCAUCAACGAGCAGUUCGCCUCCCUGCUCAAACUCCCUAAACAGCUCGCUCCCUUCAUCCACGACCCCCUCUCCGAGAUCUCCAACGCCCGCCGCCCACCACAACCUAAUGGCAACACCAAUGGCAACGGUGCACUCCCUUCUCGGCCCCGCCGCGACUCCCUCGGCAGCCUGGACUCAUUCCUCAACGCUGAUGACGACGGUCUCGGCGAUGGCGACGACUUUGUCGUUGACGAUGAUGGGGCCGGUUAUGCGGCAGGAUCCAGCCGCAAGCGGCCUCAUGACGGCUCCGGCCCCAUCGAGCACGGAGGCAAGCGACGUCAGCUUAUGCAGGCCGAGUAUCACGAGGCUUUCCAGCCGGGCUCGACCCCAUGGCGCGGCAACAGGAAGUACCUCUGUCUAAACCUCAUUGGCUUCGUCUGGACCGUUGAUCAGGAUGGCCACAACACCGUCACGGUGGAAUUCUACGACCAUGAGCUCCACCGCGACUUCCACUUCACCGAUACCUUCCUUUACGAUAAGGCGUGCCUGAACGAGCAGGGCACGCUCUUCUCGUGCCCGCCUCUAAAGGACCAGCCAGCGACCAUCUUCUACCGCCCGCACGAGAUGUGGACGCAGCGUCAUGACUGGCGGAUCCAACUGCCCAAGGACGAGCACGUUCUGGCCAUGUCACUGAGUGAAUCGUUUGUGACGGUGACAACGACGGCCAACUAUGUAAGGGUCUACACGCUCUUUGGACUUCCGUAUCGCGUCUACCGUCCCAAGAACACGCCCAUGGUCACGUGCGCCAGCUGGAAGGACUACGUUCUGACAAUGGGCAAUGGGCCUGUCGGAGCUGAUGGCUAUACGAAGCUUGUCUACACCAUCGAGAAUGUCAAGACAGAUACCAUCUGCCAGAACGAAGACACAGUUGCCCUUCCCGAUGGCGCAACACUCAAGAGCGUCUUCUUCUCGGACUCGGGUAACCCAUGCAUCUAUGACUCGACAGGCACGCUCCUCACCCUCCUCCACUGGCGCAGCCCCUCCCGCGCCUCCUGGAUUCCCCUCCUCGACACCAAGCUCCUGCCCCGCCUCGCCUCUGGCCGCAAGACUGAGACGUACUACCCCAUUGCCGUUGCCGACGACAAAUUCCACUGCAUCAUUCUCAAGGGCGGCGACCAGUAUCCUUACUUCCCCCGGCCCCUUCUCUCCGAGUUUGACUUCUCCGUACCCCUGACUUCCACGCCCCCAAAACCCGCCCGCGCGGAAGGGUCCGACGCCGGCGACGAAGACGAGGACGCCGACGCCGGCCCGGAAUCUGAAUCCCGCAAGCUCGAGCAGGCGUUUCUACUACGCACGCUCGCGGCGGCGCAACUGCGCGACGCGGCGGACGACGACACCCCCAGCGGCAGCGGCGGUCGGCACGCGCAGCGGUCUGCGCUCGCGCGCGUCGAGCUCGAGGUCGACAAGACGCUGCUGCAGCUGCUUGCCAUUGAGUGCCGCGAGGGCGACGAGAGGGGCAUGCGCGCGCUCGAGAUGGUGGAGCUCAUGCGGGACCGCACGGGACGCAUGGUCGAUGCGGCGGUCAAGGUUGCUGAGCGGUACGGCCGGACGCUGCUUGGUGAGAAGAUUCGGGAGCUGGGUGAUAAAAGGGCCAACGGCAUGGAGGAAGACUGGUGA
Messenger RNA from Verticillium nonalfalfae, 2565 nucleotides. RefSeq lists its product as uncharacterized. The transcript has 2 exons. NCBI's taxonomy places the organism in Eukaryota, Fungi, Ascomycota, Sordariomycetes, Glomerellales, Plectosphaerellaceae. Bases 1 to 2565 code for a protein of 854 amino acids. Gene Ontology annotation, biological process: mitotic cell cycle; DNA-templated DNA replication; DNA repair. Gene Ontology annotation, cellular component: nuclear replication fork. Gene Ontology annotation, molecular function: protein binding; chromatin binding. The record is from RefSeq and is a predicted model, not a curated record.